Schizophyllum commune H4-8 is the source of this 2220-nucleotide messenger RNA. Its product is annotated as kinase-like protein. Bases 36 to 2138 code for a protein of 700 amino acids. The transcript is spliced from 6 exons. The record is from RefSeq and is a predicted model, not a curated record. Gene Ontology annotation, biological process: mitotic DNA damage checkpoint signaling; protein phosphorylation. NCBI's taxonomy places the organism in Eukaryota, Fungi, Basidiomycota, Agaricomycetes, Agaricales, Schizophyllaceae. Gene Ontology annotation, cellular component: nucleus. Gene Ontology annotation, molecular function: protein serine/threonine kinase activity; ATP binding.
CUCUUGUCUUCAACGCCUUGAGUUCAACGCUCCUGAUGGCCACCGCUAUAUUCUCGUGUCACUCGUCAAAUCCCCUGGACUUGGGCUCGGAUCCUCGCGCUCGCAACUUCGUACGAAAGCUUGAACACGACGGCGAAAUCGAGGAGUCUUCAGAUGAUCCCCUCGACCAGUUCGCGUAUGAAAAGCACGUCAGUCAGGUCACCCAAAACUAUCGGGCAGCGCACGACAUGUCCAUGUCUAGUGAUGAUGAACUUGCUCUGGCGGACACCACGAUGCAGGAGCCACCGAGGCUCGGGGACGAUGUAGACGCCGUGGGGGAGGAGGACAUAGCAAUGUACGAGGACGACGAGACGCAGGAGGUCAACGAAGAGGGUGGAGAAGACGAAGAUCACCAGAGCAACUACACCGAUCUCAUCCACGGCACCGACGAGGAGACGACCAUCCUCUCCAAGCCCCCCGCCGAGCGCGCCGACAUCGUGGCCGAGAUCGAGGACCUUACGCGGAACGUGCCCGCACUGGCGGAAGACUACGAGCUGCUGGACCGCCUCGGCACGGGCACGUUCUCGAGCGUGUACAAGGCGCUCGACAAGCACUACCACAGCAAGUGGGACAACCGCGCAUGGCAUGGGCACCAUCCGCCCGCUUCGAGCGCGCACUACCAGAGCGUGCGACGAGAGGGGCGCGUCUAUGUUGCGAUCAAGCGCAUAUAUGUGACCAGUGGCCCGGAGCGGAUACGGAAUGAGAUUGCGAUCAUGGAGGAGUGCAGAGGGUGCAGGCACGUCUCGCAGCUCAUCACGGCAUUCCGCCAUCAGGACCAGGUGGUGGCGAUCAUGCCCUACCACAGGAAUGAGGACUUUCGGGACUUCUUCCGCUAUCUACCCAUGCUGGGCGUCAAGCGCUACUUCCAAUGCCUCCUCCGCGCCUUACGCGACAUCCACUCCCGCAAUGUUAUCCACCGAGACGUUAAGCCUGCAAACUUCCUGUUCGACCCUCGCACAGGAACGGGUACACUCUGCGAUUUCGGCCUAGCAUGCAAGAUGGAAGGGCCAACAUCCACCUUUGGGCGAUGCUUCCACUCGCGAGCAACUCCAGAAUACCCACACGGCCGGAUGCUCACGCGAUCUACGAUGAACAUGGACAUCGAGUCGUACAAGCGCAUGCAACGUCAGGCGAGAGAGAAAAGCGCAGCGCCGUCAGAGACGGUAGGAUACCCAGCGCACGAUACCAGACCCGUCUCCAAAGCUAACCGCGCGGGAACAAGAGGAUUUCGCGCACCAGAAGUGCUCCUGAAAUGCACUGAUCAGACUGGGGCUAUAGACGUUUGGUCGGUCGGCACGAUCUUGCUGUUCUUCCUGACCGGCAAAUUCCCUAUCUUUCAGUCGAGCGACGACACGGAGGCGCUGAUGGAGAUUGCGGCGGUUAUCGGGAAGCAGAAGAUGGAGAAGGUCGCGGCGUUGCAUAGUCGGACCUUCGCAACGAACGUCCCGUCGAUAACAACGGAGGGCAUGUCGUGGGCGAGAUUCGUCGAGCUCAACAACCCGGACUACCGUAUACCGCGACCACCCGACCGGCGCUACUACCCCUACUACAAGUCACCUCUGGAAUACUACCGACAAGAGAGGGAGAACUCUCACCAGCCUCCUUCUUCCUCGUCUUCACCACCUCCACGCUCCUCCUCUCACCCCGCCUCUGACGACAACGUUGAUGACGACGAUAUUCGUGCGGACGCACCAGAGUCAGAGAUGCCGGAUAUCGAGAAGACGAGCCACGACGAGGAUAUUGACAACGCUCUUGACCUACUUGAGCAGCUGCUCAAGCCAUUAUCAACAGAGCGCAUCACACCGGCCCAGGCUCUGGACCACCCAUUCCUCCGCGAUCCAGACGAGCCAAGCGACGGCGAGUUCGCGCCACAUCGGUACGGGGAGGGCGUCUGCGCUGACUUGCACCGGCGGGACUCCGUCACGGGUGAACGCAUAGCCUAUGUCUGGGUUCCAGAUCCGAGGGGGCCAGAGGAGGGACCGGGGGGUGAGCGAGGGUUUAGGGAGGCGCGAUGUUUAGCGGCGGGGGAGGGGAUUGCGAUUGGGGACUUUCCGUGCGAGCUGCAUGCAGUCGACUUCGGGUUUGUGGACAGGGAGUAGAGAAGUACUCUAUUGUGUAGCUUAAUUAUCGUACAGUAAUUAUCAGCCAGUGCGGGACACCAGUAAGCAGUAUUGCAGGACG